AUGACGAAAAAGCAAUACGGCACGCCAGGGCCCAAGUACGACGCACCGACCACCGUGGGUUAUGAGAACACCGACGUCAGGCUGCCGAGGGCUCCUGCUUUCUCGCUUGGCCAGCUGCUGAAGGACGCCGGUCCGGGCCGCAGGCCACAAGUGCCCGGGCCAAAGUACGACCUGGGCGACUACACCCGGCACGGGCCCAACACCACGCCCGCCGCUUUUUUGGCGUCCAGAAUCAAAGAGCCCAAACGCAACGCGCCCACGCCCAGUCCGGCCGCGUACAACAUCACCGACGCCCUACCGUUGACCAUGCCCGCGAUGCCGGCCUACUCGUUGGGUUUCAAAAGGCCGUCCCGGAAAAAACUGUCGCCCACUCCGGCGCCAAACGCUUACGGCCAGGCCGCCAUUGUGGGCAACCGCGUGCCCAACUUGCCGUCCGUGCCGGAGUACACCAUACUGGGCCGACAUGACGGCGCGGGCAAAGGCAAAACCAAUUACAAAUCGCCCGGCCCCGCCAAGUACUCUGCCGUCGAACUGGACCUGUACAAGAAGCAGACGCCCAGGCCAGUCAUGCUGGGCACUCCGGCGGCUGGCAAGUCCAAGAGGAAAGGAACGCCCGCGCCCAACGCUUACCUGCCGCCUUUGGUGCGCUUCGACAACGCUCCACAGUAUUCGCUGGGCGAGCGCAUUGCCCAACCGGCCGGUCCUUAUCUCACCGCAGCCGAUAAGGCGCCAUUUUGGGAAUAG
Molecule: messenger RNA, 744 nt
Organism: Adelges cooleyi (spruce gall adelgid)
Lineage: Eukaryota; Metazoa; Arthropoda; Insecta; Hemiptera; Adelgidae
Product: outer dense fiber protein 3-like protein 2
Exons: 2
Coding region: 1-744 (247 amino acids)
Source: RefSeq, a predicted model, not a curated record